AUGUCAAACUUGAAAUUACUGGGGACCGCCACCCCCGAAAGGGAGCGAAUGCAGCCGAUGGAUGUGUACGUCCCCGAUGAGGAGGAUGACUGGACGAGCGAUGCAUACAAUCGGCUUAACGGUGACGUGAGGCCACACAGGGCGUGUUACGACUGCCCUGGCCACCGUGUACUCACUGCCUGCUUCUCUGCUCUUUUGCUUCUCCUGAGCGUCGCUGGUUCCAUCCUAGUCGCAGUUGUGGGAAGCCAAUCGGAGAGGCUGGGGCCCUGUCGUAACUGCGGGACUCUGCUCCUUUCCCUGCUGGUCCCUGGAAUAUUUUUCUUGUUUGUGGGACUUGUGGGCGCAAUCUCAGCAUGGCGAGAGACACAGUUCUUUUCUGUAUUAUUCUCUCUACUUCUUGCAAUGGCUGCCUUUGUUCUACUUUGGGCGGGCUUGCUGCUUGCAGUCCUGUACCUUCAAGUAGAUGCAUCGAGUAGUUUCUUGGCCAUUUUCUGGGAGCACACUGUAUCAAGCGUCCCAAGCGGCAUAUGCGACUUGCAGGAGUGGCUGCAGUGUUCAGGGUUUGCCACUUCGCAGUGUUGCGUCAGCAAUGUGACGGCGGCAGAGUUGCACAACGUCUCUCCCUGUUAUUUGGUCGCCAAGGACGGCGUGACGACGCUAGACCCGCAUACGAUGCAGCCAGUUUCCUGGCCGUCGCGUGCCUGUGCGCCCACCUGCGCUUCGUCGAACGUUUACAACGCCACAUGCCAGGAACCCCUUGAAAAUGUUGCCGGGAAAGUGCUUCCACCCACGUCUGGUGGACUUUUUGCUCUCGGAUUCGUGCUGCUCGGUUUUGCUGCUCUUGCCGGGUACCGUGCCUCUACCAAACUUCGCCGAUCGUUUUACUUACGCUACGAGUACUGA
This is a messenger RNA of Trypanosoma conorhini, 903 nucleotides long. RefSeq lists its product as uncharacterized. The record is from RefSeq and is a predicted model, not a curated record. The coding region runs from base 1 to 903 and encodes 300 amino acids. Lineage: Eukaryota; Euglenozoa; Kinetoplastea; Trypanosomatida; Trypanosomatidae. The transcript has a single exon. Gene Ontology annotation, cellular component: membrane.